Molecule: messenger RNA, 882 nt
Organism: Leptinotarsa decemlineata (Colorado potato beetle)
Lineage: Eukaryota; Metazoa; Arthropoda; Insecta; Coleoptera; Chrysomelidae
Product: glutamine--fructose-6-phosphate aminotransferase [isomerizing] 2
Biological process (GO): carbohydrate derivative biosynthetic process; protein N-linked glycosylation; fructose 6-phosphate metabolic process
Molecular function (GO): carbohydrate derivative binding; L-glutamine:D-fructose-6-phosphate transaminase (isomerizing) activity
Source: RefSeq, a predicted model, not a curated record
GUAGUAAAAUAAUAGAUAGCGAAGUUGCGUUGACUGAUUGUAUAAAAGGGAAAUCUUUCGGUUUUUCGUUUUAGUAUCAGAAUUCGUGUUGAGGUGGUUAGUUCUGUCUUGUUAAUUAGUUUCAUCAACAUGUGUGGUGUUGCCGUCGAUUCAGCUGCAUCCAAGGACAUCUCAAUAAUCAAAAAAACUGGAAAGGUAGCUCUUCUCGAGGAGGAAAUAAAAAGUCGAAGUAACGAACUUGAUGUAUCAGGCACAGUUGAAACUCAUUGCGGAAUCGCCCACACUCGAUGGGCUACUCAUGGAAUACCCAACGAAGUGAACAGUCAUCCUCAGCGCUCAGAUCCCCGAAAUGGUUUUGUUGUUGUUCAUAAUGGUAUCAUCACCAACUACAAGGCAGUUCAGACAUUCCUGGAAAAAAAAGGACACGUAUUCGAGAGCGAGACAGAUACAGAAAUUAUCGCCAAGUUGAUUUACCACUUUCAUGAACAACAUCCGAAUUAUUCUUUCAGGGAGCUCGUGGAAAAUGUAGUGCAACAGUUGGAGGGAGCUUUUGCCUUAUGCUUCAAGUCCAAAUAUUUCCCAGGAGAAUGUGUAGCAACCCGUAGAGGUUCUCCACUCUUGGUGGGAAUAAAGACUGCCACACGAUUGGCUACAGAUCACAUUCCCAUUUUGUAUGGAAAGGAAGAUCCACCUCCAUCUCCAGCUGCAGAAGCAGAUUCCAAUCCAGAACACAGACCACAUGGUAGAGGAGAAUUUCCCACAUUACCAAGGACCGGAUCCACGUCUGAGUUUGAACCAUUGGAAGAUAAACAAGUUGAAUAUUUUUUUGCCUCUGAUGCUUCAGCUGUAAUUGAACAUACUAAUCGAGUUAUUUAUUUUGAG